Linum tenue is the source of this 5056-nucleotide messenger RNA. The record is from the annotation of a GenBank genome assembly. NCBI's taxonomy places the organism in Eukaryota, Viridiplantae, Streptophyta, Magnoliopsida, Malpighiales, Linaceae.
CCUCUCCCUCUCCCUCCCACUCUAAUUUCCUUUUCCCUUGCUUCCGCGGCGUGAUCGACACACUCACUUGGGACUUGCGGGCGCUGGGCUCCUCGCUCUCACUCCCACCCUCUCUGUGCUCUACUGUAAGUUCAUCUCAUAGACUAUAUUUCCUUUCUGUUUUGAUUUCUCGACUGUAGCCCCUUCGCUCUGUGUUCCCCUUUUUGCCUGUUGUUACCGCUUCGUUUGCUUCCGACGCUCCGCCGUGCCGAGGUUUUGCAUUUUACCCUUCUUUCCUUGUUCAGCGUUAGGGUUUCUGUAUUGUUGAUUCCCGACCCACAUUGCUAUUUUCUCUUCUCCGCAAACGCCGAAAAUUCAAGCGGCCGUCCACUCUAGUGACCUGCAUGUGAUUUUCAUGGGUCGGGAUUGGAAUCUUUUUGUGUUUUUUGGAUGAUGUACCUCUGGGUUUCUGAGACCCGUCUCUCAAGUUGUGGGAGUUGCAGUUGUGUUCGCAUGUGCUAUAAGGUCGUUGCUUUUCAUGUUUAUUUAUCGAACUUGAGUCUCUGAUUCUUUUCAGUUGAUUCCCCUUCCAAUUCGGCAUUGAGGGUUUUCAACUUGGAACGGGAACACUGAGGUUAAAGUUUUCGUUUUUCCCUCUUUACUUUCUUAUGGUGCUAGGUUGGUAGUGAGGGAUAUCUCUUUGGCCAAUCAACCAUGCCGGUAAAUCCCAGAGUGCUUAAAGUCUUCCAGACCAUGGGGGAGAUGGGAUUCACGGAGGAUGUAGUGAAGCCUAUAUUGAAAAGGCUUCUGAAGUUGUACAAUAAAAAGAUCUCAUUAAUUGAAGAAGAUAACUACCGGGUUCUUCUGGACGCUCUACUUGAGGAGCAGGAGGCAUCGGGAAACAAGAAGCCGGUCGAUGAGGAAAGUUUUGAGGAAGAUGCUCAGGAUGAAGAACCUCCUCCACGACCACUAAAACGGCUUCGUCCAUUGCGCUUAAGAGACCAAGAAGGAAUGGUGUCCCCUUCAUCUGGAAACCACUGCCCCCAAACCAAUGGAACUUUGCUGAAGCAGCCAAAACGGGAGGAUACAGAUCCACCUUCCACAAGUUCCACACAGAGAAGUCCAUCUCCCCAACAUGCUGCUACAAGUACAGCCAGCCAGCCUUCGUCUGCACAGAGAAGUUCAUCGCAGCAACAAGUAACUGACAGAAUUGUUCCAUCGGAACAAUGUUUGCCUCAGAAGCAGCUCGUAAACAAAGGAAAAAAGCCUAUGUCAUCUCAGGGUCCUGCUAGAGAUAAAAGGCACCUUGCUUCAGGAGAAAAAUCCAUACGUCUUGGUUCUCCACUUAAGCGAAAACUGCCUGACAUCAGUGCCCUGAUUGUACCUAAAGAUGAGCCAGUAACCGAGGAGAUGCCUCUCAACGAGCUUCCUCUUGCAGUAAUAGGGCCUGAUUCGAGCAAUGGUAAUACUGCUGAUCUUGGAGACCAAACUAGCAUGCCCUCUUCUAACUUGGAAAUCGCUUCAUCCCCUUCAGGAGAGGUGAAGAUAUCCUUGAGCUGCCAACCUUUGUUUGGAAGGCCAGAUUUUCACAUGCCAACUCUGGAUGAACUGCUGAAAUCAGUGGAGGAGAAAUCUCUCCGGCAUAAAUUACUUGAUCCAAACUUUUCUCUCAUCCAACUUAUGAAAGAUAUGUGUCAGUGCUUCGUGGAAUUAGCGACUGAUUCAUCUCAUGAAUCGCAGGAAAGGGGGGUAAUCAGUGAAACACAUUAUGAGUUGAAGAAUUCUGAUGCUUCUACUGCUCUUUGCCUUGUGGGUACCGAUGGAAAUAAUGAGGCCCCAUCUGAUGUAUCUGUUGAUCCAGAGCCUCAAGUUCCAAAGUUGGUUCAUUCCUUGAGUAAGCAUGUGAUCCCCAAUGGUGGUGAUGUAAAUGGCUUUGGAUCAAGAUCAGGAGACCCCGAAUCUUGCAGCUUAGCAGUCGUUCCACGAUAUCAGACAGGUCGUGAUGAGUUAAGGUCUCUUCAUGACUCAAAUGACAUCACUAAGGGAGAAGAAGUAGUUGAGAUUCCAUGGGUUAAUGAAGUCAACAAUGAGUGCCCACCAUCCUUUCACUAUAUACCAGGAAACCUUGUGUUUCAAAAUGCCUAUGUCAAGUUCACUCUUUCUCAGAUCACGGAAGAUCAUUGUUGUACAUCUUGUAUUGGGAAUUGCCUUUCUUCAUCAUCUCCUUGUGUUUGUGUUGCUGAAACUCUGUAUGGGUUUGCAUACACACCAGAUGGUCUUCUCAAAGAUGACUUCCUGCAAGAAUGCAUCUCCAUGACUCGGGAUCCGCAGCUACAAUCCAUAUCCUCCUGUAUGGAUUGCCCAUUGGAGAGAUCCAGAAAUGAAGAAAUGUUAGAGCCAUGCAAAGGUCACCUGAACAGGAAAUUUAUAAAGGAGUGCUGGAGAAAAUGUGGCUGUCAUAAGCAGUGUGGAAAUCGAGUAGUACAACGAGGUAUAAGGCGCAAGUUGCAGGUUUUCUUCACAACUGAUGGAAAGGGAUGGGGUCUUAAAACCCUGGAGAAACUGCCGAAAGGUGCAUUUGUUUGUGAAUACAUUGGAGAAAUUCUGACCAUCAAAGAACGGCAUGAGAGAACCAUGCAAAACUCAAGUAUUACCAAGACUGAGAACCCCCCUUCAGUUCUGUUGGAUGCGUAUUGGAACUUGAAAGAGGCUCUAAAGGAUGAAGAGUAUCUCUGUUUGGAUGCGUCGUUCUAUAGUAAUGUUGCCAGGUUUAUUAACCACAGGUGCCUUGAUGCCAAUCUAAUUGAGAUCCCCGUUAAGAUUGAAACCCCGGACCAUCACUAUUAUCACCUGGCCUUCUUCACAACAAGAGAGGUGGAUGCCUUGGAAGAGUUGACUUGGGAUUAUGGCAUCGACUUCGAUGAUGACAAUGAUCAACCCUUCAAGAAAUUUCAGUGCAAGUGUGGUAGCAAGUUCUGCAGGAACAUGAAGCGACCAAGCAGAUCGAGGCCUCUGGCCAGGUGAUCAUGGGACGAGAAACGGACAAUUUGCAAAGCCUUCAUCCUUGGGGGCUAAGAUGGUUACACUGAUCCGAGUUCGUGCUCAUCUUUUCCAGUCUUCUUAUCUGUGGUGCUUAUUAGGAAAUUAGGAGUUAGGAUUUGAUUUUAGCCAUGUAAAUCUUGUUUGGUUAUGACAUCUGUACAUUCUCAUUCCUCAGGCAUGUCCAUUAUGUGUUUAGCUACUCUGAACUGAGCUCUGAAGUCGUAGAUUAUCGUUAUAAUUCUAAACGACUAGUUACUUGCUGAUAAAAAUAAUCAAUCAAUGCAUAAAUAAACAUAGAUAAGGAAACAAAAAGAAACUAACAGCUUAACACAAAAAAAAAAAAAAAAAUUGAAACUGGAAAGGAAAGAAAGGUGCAGGAGUUUUGGGUCAGUUUGUGGAGUUAGUCGUAGUCGGGAUCCAUUACGUUCUUGCUGCGGUCAGUAGCUGCUACUUGGCGCAGCUUCUUCAUGUGCUGAGUCCUCGCCUUGCUCAACCAAGAAGCAGGCGAUUGGGUGAGUUUCUUCUGGAGCAGCCUUUGCUUGCUCCCCUCGGUAUAUAGCGAGCCAUCCUCGUCGGGCUUCCACUUCAGUUCUGGCUUGUAAAGAAGACGAGACUUCACUUCUUCCCUCUCUACGUCAUAGGCCAUAACCGUCGGCUUCUCACCCACCAGCUUCUUCUUCGCCGCCAUCUUCGACUUGAACAUACUCUGCAGCUGCUUGUUCACCUUGAUGUGCUCUGCUAACGUUUCUCUUCCUAGAAAUCCCUCUAGAAAUGCCAUCUGCGACCUCUCCGACCACGUUGUCAACAUCACGCCCUCCUUCCUCGUCACCUCCAAACUCUUGCAAGAGCUGCCUUCUUCGAAGAACCUAGCCACCAACGCUAGCCUGGAAGCCGCGAUGUUCUCUUGUUGCUCUUUUCCCUCUUCAUCAUCGGUUGCUUCCAUCGCAAGCAUCCUCUCGUUCAGUUUUUUAGCAAUGUCGUGUUUGGAUGGGUGAGAUGAUGAAGAAGAUGAAGACGAUGACGACUCUCCUCGUGCUCCACCGUUAUCGUCCACAGCAGCAGAGUUGGGAACACUCAUGAGCGAAUCAAUCUCGAAGACGAGAGCUAGUGCCUCGGCUGCUGCAAGGACGACGGAUUCGUUGUCGUGGCCCAGAAGAUGGAAGAAGCAAGGAAUUGCUGUUAGCCAGUGGGCUCGGCUGAUACCACAAUGAUCGCUGGACAGAAUGAAGCACCAAGAUGAUACGGCAGCUGCAACAAGUUCUGGUGAAUGCUCUUUCUUCUUCCCUGUGAAAGCAUCACUAGAAUCGUGGAAAAAGCAGGCCCAAAUCAUGGCCAUUGAUUCCAGCCUGUGCUCCGAGAGAUAUCCUCCGAAGAAAGUGAGGACAGCCAAGCACUCGAGGACCUGAGCGGGCGGCUUCAACUUGGAGCUGCUCGAUUUCACAGCGUCAAACAGCUUCGGGGCGGAAUCGCGAUAGAUCUCGUGAGCAGCGUCCAUGUCAUCGAGGAUCAUCGCCACCAGCCCAAUCGCACGCGCCGCCAUCAAGAGCUCCGCCGCCGACCGCCCCUUUUUGACGACGCGGAGGCACUGGUCCACCAAGCUCAUCCGAUUCGACUCGAGGAACUCCUCGUCCCGCUUCAGCAUUCUGGCCAGCUCCUGGACCAUGCCUUCCAGCGCCGCCUCCCUCGCCCGCGCCUUGUGCUUCUCCGAGUCGGCCAGCUGGUCCAGGUAACCGGCCAGGGUGUUCCGCCGCGGUGCCGAUUUCAUCUUGACCUCCUCCACAACGGUGCCGCGCGAUUCGCAGCAGAUUUCGCCCCUUCUGGUUCUCUGUUGAAGCGCGCUGAAGCAAGGAACUCCACGGGAAGCGCUCUGCAGGGUUUCAUGUCGGAAAAUUGCCCCCCCUUUUUAUUGAUUUUCUUCCCUCUUUUCUUUUCCGGACAAGGAGAGGAGAGGGAGGUUUCCGGCUGAAUGCUACAAGGAUUCCGUCCCGUCAUAGUUCAUCUUUAGUUUUAACUUUGGGCUAAUACCACUACAACA